Messenger RNA from Phyllopteryx taeniolatus (common seadragon), 1694 nucleotides. RefSeq names its product pdgfa associated protein 1a (gene pdap1a). The transcript is spliced from 6 exons. Gene Ontology annotation, molecular function: RNA binding. Lineage: Eukaryota; Metazoa; Chordata; Actinopteri; Syngnathiformes; Syngnathidae. The record is from RefSeq and is a predicted model, not a curated record. Gene Ontology annotation, cellular component: cytosol. The coding region runs from base 183 to 659 and encodes 158 amino acids.
UGCGCAGACUGCAGCGAGCGCACUGCAUUUGUUUUCGCUUAAGAGUUUUAGCUGACAACCAAAUCGAGAAGUUCGACCUGCUCAGCCUUUUUUUCAAAUUGCAUGUUAACGGCGUGUCCUAUCAAAUUUUAAGCGUCAGUCAACGAGCUCGAGUUACGUUAUUGUUGACGUUAUCGUUCGUCAUGCCGAGAGGCGGGAAAAAGGGCCACAAGGGCAGAGGGAAACAAUUCAGCAAUCCCGAGGAGAUUGACCGACAGAUGAAAGCCCAGAGAGAGCUGGAAGCAAAUGCUGGUGUGGAGAAAGAGAGCGGUUCAGAGUCUGAGGAGGAGAGUAGCAGUGAAGAAGAGUCUGAGUCUAGGAGGAGGAGCGGCGUGGAGGGACUUAUAGAAAUUGAGAAUCCCAACCGCAUUUCUCAGAAAAGCAAGAAAGUGACCGAAGUAGAUGUCGAGGCUCCUCGAGAGCUGUCUCGCAGAGAGAGGGAGGAGAUUGAGAAGCAGAAAUCCAAGGAACGCUAUAUGAAGCUUCAUCUUGAGGGGAAGACGGAGCAGGCGAGAGCUGACCUGGCCAGACUCGCUAUUAUCAAGAAGCAGAGGGAGGAAGCUGCCAAGAAGAGAGAUGAACUCAGGAAAGAUGCAGAGGAGACCAACGCGAAGCGUUAGUCACCUCCCCACCAACUUCAACAUGCACAUCGGUCGGAGGGACGGAGAGAAGCGAGGGAACACAUUUGAAUAGCGUCAGAACACGGCUGCCCUCCGAGCUCCAUCGAAGUCCUUCACGUAACAGCAGAGGGGCGGUGUGCUCCCCACAGCCGAAUACAAAACAAAACGGGUGAAAUCAUCAAGAUACGAAGAGUAAUGCAACAUUUGGGAUCCCUCCACCGGUUUUCUAAGUGCUUACACUCGCUCGUCACUCUUUUUACACCAUCUUAAUUCUUAACGCUGCUAAUCAUUUGCAUUCCUUUUGCUACUCACAUGUUUUUCCAAGAUGUGGUUGGGACUCAAAACAGCAGGGAGCUGACACGAGGAGGUCUUAGGCGCGUAAAGUUUUCCUUCAACCCGACUCGUUUUUGUCGGAAUGCAGCAAUAGUUGGAGAAAUGGAUGCAAAUUCAGAAUAACGCAUGACAAGUUUAUGAAGUGGACAUUUCUUGUAAUGCCUCAAAGCAGAAGGACAAUGACUUGAACUACCUUUUGAUAAGCUUUGUUUAGUUCUACUUUCUUUUAAUAGAUAAACACAGUAAACACGUUUUUGGAAGCCUUGCAUCAAAGUGGCCUUAUUGCGGUUCUGCUGGGAUCCUCUUGUUUCUUUUGUUUUUGUUUUUUUAUAGUUUACAAAAGACCACCUCACACUCUUUUACCUGUCUUUUUUUUUUUUUUUUUUUUUACAGUGUUGCAGUUCAAAAUUGUAUUGUCAAGCAGAAGACUUUCCUCACUCGUGUUUUCUAAUUUGGCAAGCAAAAUAUCCACUGUGAUGUUUCCAGAACACCAAUUGUUUGGUUUGGAGAUGUAAAAAUUAUUCUGUUCCAACAUGUUUCAGGCUACAGUAAUAACAAUCGCACACUUGUAUGAAAGAACUGAACGAGCAACAGCUUUCAGGAAAAAGAAAAACAAGCUGCAACAUAGAAACAAGUUCCUCAACUUUUUUGCUCCCAUGUUUGAAGUCAUUUAAUAAAGAAAUGGAUUCAUAAAUACACAAA